UGCGACGCGGACCCUUCCGCCGCGGAACCCGGCUCUGCGGCUGCUGCUGCGGGGCGGAACCGGGCGGCAACGGACACGGCCCGGACCCGGAGCUGGCCCCGCUGCCGGCCAUGGCGCGGGACCCGGCCUUUGUCCUGCGGUACCUGGCCGAGGUGGAGGAGCUGGCCGAGGACGUGCUGGCGGCGCGGCAGCAGAUCGUGGAUCUGGACGUGAAGCGAAACCGGAACCGCGAGGCCCUGCGGGCGCUGCAGAAGAGCCAGGAGCCUGAUGGCAUGGCCAUGGUGUGCUUCGGGAGCAUGUUCAUCGAGCUGCCCGCGGCGCAGACCCGGGACAUGCUGCGGAAGGACCAGGAGCAUCUGGAUGAGGAGAUAAACAACCUCCGCAAAGAGCUGCGUGUGAAGGUGAACCGCCUCUAUGAAGCCCAAGGUAAACCUGAGCUGAAGGGAUUUAACCUGAACCCCAUGAGUGCCGAGGAAAUGAAGCUGAUCAAUCGCAUCCUGGAGGGCUGAAGCGGCCUUGCCAUUGUCACUGUGUGUACUCGGGCUGUCACCUCUGCAGCUCGCACCACAGCAUCCUAUGGGGUUUGCUG
Molecule: messenger RNA, 589 nt
Organism: Neopsephotus bourkii (Bourke's parrot)
Lineage: Eukaryota; Metazoa; Chordata; Aves; Psittaciformes; Psittacidae
Gene: PDRG1
Product: p53 and DNA damage regulated 1
Exons: 5
Coding region: 111-509 (132 amino acids)
Biological process (GO): protein folding
Cellular component (GO): prefoldin complex
Source: RefSeq, a predicted model, not a curated record